Messenger RNA from Ostrea edulis (European flat oyster), 1969 nucleotides. RefSeq lists its product as uncharacterized. NCBI's taxonomy places the organism in Eukaryota, Metazoa, Mollusca, Bivalvia, Ostreida, Ostreidae. The coding region runs from base 48 to 515 and encodes 155 amino acids. The record is from RefSeq and is a predicted model, not a curated record. The transcript has 6 exons.
AUUUCGCUAUCAUGUGAUCAAUAUGCGUUUCAUUAUCACAUGACAACAUGGCUGAUCCGAAAUCAACUGAAGUUGAAGCUAUAUAUUAUGAAGUAUCGCCAUAUAUUAUAAUCCUUCUUCGGAUGUUCAACUUCAUCGUGGUUUUAAUGGCACUGGUAUCCAUGAUUUUAUGUGUUGUUCAAGGUCAAGAUAACAACACAUACUACUUAUUAGCAGCGAAUACAGGAGUUAGUGGAAUCGUUUGUCUAGUCGUGAAUUGGUGGUACAGAUCAGGAGAUUUAGGACCCGAGAAAUACUGGUACAUUUUCCUUGUGGGCGGAGUCAUAUUGUUUCAGUGUGUGACUACUGACAUUUUUGUGUACCAUAUAUUGCCCCCUGCGCCAACUAGUGCCCCCUACCACCCCAGUGUAAGGCCCCCCAUCAGAAACAUCACUAUGAACUGGUUUAGCUUGCUCGAGGCCUCUACAAAAUCACUCCUUGGAAUGCAGGAAAUAACCACUGCACCACCGGGCUAAAACCAUCAGGAAUGCUGGGCAUAACCACUGCACCACCGGGCUAAAACAAUCACCAAGGGGGCCAGUGAGUGGACAAUUAACUUUGAUAAAAUGUGAGGCUUUAACAUAUAAUAGCGGAUUUGUCUUUCAUGUUUGUAUAUGUAUAGUUAUGUUGUUUACAAUUCUCUCGAUGCAUAAACACAGAAAGAAUUACUGAAUAUUUUUGCCACAUAUCAUCCAACUCCCAUUGCAUUCAUAAAUUUUUGCUAGGCAAGCUUAGAAUAAAUAUUGAGUCAAUUUAAAUUCACCCAGCGUGUAUCGGUUGAAAAUAAGGGCAAAAAUUUCCCUGUACAUAGUAAUCUAUCAGAUGUACAUACAUUUAGGGGCGAGAUCAAAAGAUGGUUGUCAGAUAAAAAUUCAAAUAGUUAGGGGGAGGGGGAUAAAAUCUCCCGCAAGUUUUUGUCAUCUGACAUCAAUUACACUUUAGUGGAAAAGAAAAAAAGACUGGCGACUGUUAAAAACCACAAAAUAUUACAUUUUAAUGAACAUUUAACAGUUUUGAUGCACACUUUCAUUUGUGAAUAAAUAGUAGAAAAGGUAUACAGAAUGUUAUAUAUAAUCGUAUGUUUUUAUUUGAAAAUCAAUUGGUUUCAAUAUUUAUCAUAUUUAGUUUUAAAGGGGGUGGGGAGGUGUGUCUUGGUGAAAAGUAUGCGAAUUUAGUUUUGUGUCAGACAUUGAACUUUUGAUCUCGUCCCUUAUUAGUAUUACUUUAUGUCAAAUACCAAGUUUAACAUAUUUGCUAUCAUAUUGUGUAAGAGUACAUGUAUAUGGAAUACAUUGUCAUUUUUAUAAAUAGAUUCUUUUAUGAUGUACCUUAUGGUCAAUAUGAACGGAUUUGGAUUUGAGGCAAAUUCUGUGAAUCGUGCUAGUGAUUCACAGAGAUUUUGCCUUAAAUCCAAACCAUUCAUAUUGACCAUGAACAGCUCAAAAGUGCUGUUUAUUUCUUAUAUUUAUAUUCAUUUACUAAAUCACCAUUUCAUUACAUUGCUUGUAUAGGUCAGGAAAUAUUUUGUUGCAUAAAAUGAAUUUCUAAGAUCCACCCAUGUCACAGUCGUAUUGUGACGUACGUCAAAACAUAGACAUGACGUCACACUUUACCCUACCUUUAUCAACAUUGCAUUGUAUUUUGGAGCUAGAAGACCACAAGAUUGGGAUGAUAAUCCACUAAGUUCACAAUCUUAAUCCGAGGUGUGACUUUGCGAGAUAUUUAUAACAUGUUGUAUAUUUUCGAAUCAUUACGCUCUCUCAGUCGCGUGCUUUAAACUAGUUCAUAAUCCGUUCAUAGUCAAUGUGAACGGAUUACAUGUAUGUCGUGUGCUGAAAUUGGUUGGUUCAUAGAGGAAAAUGCGAUUUGUAAUAUAAAUAUAAAAAAAAUUUGUUGUUGAUAUAUUGCAUUAAAGAUAAUUGACAAAAUU